AUGGCUAAUUUUCCGUCAAAUUUGUUACAACUUCAAGAAGGAAAAAAGGGAUUGAAGCCGCAUUUACACGAUGCUGAAGAAGAUGACCUUGGAAGGGGAAAUAAGAGUCUCAAGUACGUCCCAUUGUCUGAUGUGUAUUCUGCUACUUCUCCGUAUGUCAGCGCUAGUGGAUCGAAAAAGGUGAAGGCCACCCGGAAAUUGCCGUUGCUCCCUCAUAUCAACAGUUGUGGUCAGAUAAAAGAAGAACCUAUGAUGUACGAGAUUCCGAGGAUGAUUCAUGUUUACUCGCGGCGCCGAAAAAGGAAAGAAAGAAAACUUUCAUUUUUUGAGAAGUUGAUUCUGAAGGAGAGCAAGAACGAGGAAGGCGAUAGUGAAGAAGGGAUGGAAAGUGGAUUCAUGCAGAAGAAGCAGAAGACGGUAGGGGAUAACGAGGAAAUGGAAUUGGGGGUAUACUGUACUGAGUUAGGUACAUUAGAUGAUCGAUUGGGGUUAGGAGAAACACGAAAUAAUGUAAAAAAAGUAAAUAGUAGGAAAAAUUGGAACUUGGACAGUAAAGUUAAUAAAAGUGGGAGUCUUAGGAAGCGGAAAAAUAUUGACCGUGUUUGUUUGGGAAACGGAUUGAAGCAUUCGGGGGCUGUUCGGAUCAAGAAAUGGGUUUGGUUGAGUUUUGAAGGUGUUGAUCCAAAGAAGUUUAUUGGUUUGCAAUGCAAGGUGUUCUGGCCACUGGAUGCGGAUUGGUAUUCUGGUCAUGUUGGCAGUUACAUUUCUGAAACUUCCAGGCACCAUGUGAAGUAUGAAGAUGGAGACGAAGAGACUUUGAAUUUAUCAAAUGAAAGAGUCAAGUUUUAUGUAUCUUCUGAGGAAAUGCAGAGUUUGAAAUUGAGGUACAUGGACAAGAGCUCAGAAUCUGAUGGAAUAAAUGUGAAUGAGAUGGUGGCCUUGGCUGCUAGUUUGGAUGAUUGCCAUGAGCUUGAACCUGGGGACAUAAUUUGGGCAAAACUUACUGGACAUGCUAUGUGGCCAUCAAUCAUUUUGAGUGAAUCUCUUGUCGGUAAACACAAAGGUCUAAAUAGAAUUUCUGGAGGAAAAUCAGUCCCAGUGCAAUUUUUUGGCACACAUGAUUUUGCUAGGGUUACAAGAAAACAAGUUAUUUCAUUUCUCCGAGGACUCCUUUCUUCCUGUCACCUAAAGUGCAAGAAACCAAAUUUUGUUCGAGCAUUGGAGGAAGCAAAAAUGUAUCUUAGUGAACAGAAGCUCCCGAAAAGAAUGUUGCGACUGCGAGAUGGCGUUGAUGGUGAUGAUCGUGAUUGUGAAAACGGAGGGGAAGAAGAAUCCGGCGAGGAAGAAUGCUUGGACAAUAAACAGAUACGGAGGAAACUUGAAGACCUUAAAACUUUCCCAUUUGAAGGAGGGGAUUUGCGAAUUCUAAGCCUUGGAAAGAUUGUCACAGACUCUGAUAAUUUCCAAGAUGAGAGAUUUAUAUGGCCGGAAGGCUAUACUGCCACGAGGAAGUUUCUUUCAACAAAAGAUCCAAGUGUAUGUACCUUAUAUAAGAUGGAAGUACUGAGAGAUGCUGACUCAAGGACCAAACCUAUAUUUAGAGUUACUUCAGACAAUGGAGAGGAGUUUAAGGGGUCCACCCCAUCUGCUUGCUGGAAUAAAAUAUACAAAAGAAUUAGGAAGGUGCAAAUAAACAGUCCUGAUUGUGAAGCUGAAGUUGAAUCUGAACGGGGUUUUGAGUCUGGAUCUGAUAUGUUUGGUUUUUCACACCCAGAAGUAUCAAAACUCAUAAAGGAAUUAUCAAAUGGCAGACUUAUCUCUGAAUCCUCCCAGUCUUCUUCUAAACGACACAAAGGCUUGCCUUCUACUUACAGGCCUGUUCAUGUAGAAUGGAAGGACCUUGACAAGUGCAAUGUUUGUCAUAUGGAUGAGGAGUAUGAGAAUAAUUUGUUUCUGCAGUGUGAUAAAUGCAGAAUGAUGGUUCAUGCAAGAUGCUAUGGGGAACCAGAGCCCAAUGGUGGUGUUCUUUGGUUGUGCAACUUAUGUCGUCCAGGGGCUACUGAUGUCCCUCCAUGCUGCUUGUGUCCCCUUAUAGGAGGCGCUAUGAAACCUACCACUGACGGACGUUGGGCUCAUCUCGCUUGUGCCAUAUGGAUACCAGAAACUUGCUUAUCAGAUAUUAAGAAGAUGGAACCCAUCGAUGGAAUAAGUAGAAUAAAUAAGGACCGCUGGAAGCUGUUGUGCAGCAUCUGUGGCGUUUCUUAUGGAGCAUGUAUUCAGUGCUCGAACAGUAAUUGUCGUGUAGCUUAUCAUCCUCUUUGUGCACGUGCUGCUGGCUUUUGCCUUGAGCCUGCGGACGAGGAUAGACUUCAUUUGAUUCCUUUUGAUGAGGAUGAGGAGGAUCAAUGCAUUCAGCUACUUUCCUUCUGCAGGAGACAUAGGCCUGCAUCCAAAAAACGUUUGUCUUCUAAUGAGCGGUUUGGUCAAAAAGCCUGUGAACAUGCAGACUACACUCCUCCAUUAAAUCCUACAGGCUGUGCUCGCACUGAACCUUAUAAUUGUUUCGGAAGGCGAGGGAGAAAGGAACCUGAAGUCCUUGCUGCAGCUUCAUUAAAGCGCCUGUAUGUGGAGAACAAACCAUACUUGGUUGGUGGCUACAGCCCCCAUAUGUCCUUGGGGAACAAAAUAUCAACCAGUGCACUUGUUGGUUCUAAAUAUUCUAAUGACCUUCAGAAGCUAAAAACUUCUCAACUCGAUCCAUCUAGAAAUUUUCUUUCAAUGGCUGAGAAGUACAAAUACAUGAGGGAAACCUUUAAAAAGAGGCUGGCAUUUGGUAAGUCUGGUAUACAUGGUUUUGGCGUCUUUGCUAAAUGUCCACAUAGAGCUGGAGACAUGGUGAUUGAAUAUACUGGUGAACUUAUUCGACCUCCAGUAGCUGACAGGAGAGAACACUUGAUAUACAAUUCAUUAGUGGGUGCUGGAACUUAUAUGUUCCGAAUUGAUGAAGAACGUGUUAUUGAUGCCACAAGGGCGGGAAGCAUAGCUCAUUUGAUUAACCACUCAUGUGAACCAAAUUGCUACUCCAGGGUCAUAAGUGUAAACGGUGAUGAGCAUAUUAUUAUAUUUGCCAAAAGAGAUAUUAGACAGUGGGAAGAACUAACAUAUGAUUACAGGUUUUUCUCAAUUGAUGAACAUCUUGCUUGUUACUGUGGCAACCCCAGAUGUAGAGGUGCUGGCGAGGAGAGUGAGAGAAGGUUUUCUAUCGACAAAAUAUGGCCUCUGAGCUGGAUCCCUCUAGCACAAAUUUCGCAGAGAGACAGAUUUUGUUGCUUCCAAGUCCAACUCUCCUAA
Molecule: messenger RNA, 3351 nt
Organism: Fraxinus pennsylvanica
Lineage: Eukaryota; Viridiplantae; Streptophyta; Magnoliopsida; Lamiales; Oleaceae
Source: the annotation of a GenBank genome assembly